CCCGCGACAACGCCGGCGGCGCUUCGUCCGGCCGUCUGCGCCGCGUUGCAGUGAGCGCGUCUGCUGGCGCGGCUCGUUUCGCGAACCGUUCGUGUGUGUCAGCGAGCAGUGGCGACGUCCGUUUGCGGAGGAAAACAGAAGACAACGCGUACUAAGAUGACGAAGAUUCGGAUUGCACGAGUUGAAGACUGCAGCAAGCUUGCCGAGAUUAUGAGGGAUCGUUCAGAUAUUGCAUUUACGGACGCAGAUGUCAUUACCUCACGUCUCCAGAAAAACGGGUUUGGUGAAGAUCCUGUUUUCGAGUGCUUCGUCGCUGAGGAAGAUACUACAGCUGCUCCCGGGAUAAUCGGCUAUGCCAUGGUUUCAAGGAUCUACUCCAGUUGGGAAGGAAAAAGCUUGCGACUUGGUGACCUGUACGUCGCUCAAGACCGUAGAAGAAAAGGCAUUGGGACCGAGCUCUUGAGGAGAGUCAUGAAGGAGUGUGAAGAUCAAGGAUGCCGACGCAUCGAUUGCUGUCCACAACUGGUGAACGAGGCGCUUAUCUCCUUUUUGAAGAAACACGGAGCCAAGGACAUCAUGUCCCAAGACGGCUGGAGCUAUUACCAGCUUUCCUACGACGACAUGCAGAAACUGGCUGGACGGACGUAAAUUAAAAUCGGCGAUACAUUUGACAAAGUC
Molecule: messenger RNA, 678 nt
Organism: Dermacentor andersoni
Lineage: Eukaryota; Metazoa; Arthropoda; Arachnida; Ixodida; Ixodidae
Product: thialysine N-epsilon-acetyltransferase-like
Molecular function (GO): N-acetyltransferase activity
Source: RefSeq, a predicted model, not a curated record